AGAGGCGCCAUAUUGGCGUCGGCCGCGCUGUAUUGUCAUAAAUAGAGCCGGUUUUCUGGUGUUUUCACUACUCGGUUGGAUGCCUCGGCCGUAGUAAGUGAGACAGUGAGCGAGCAAGCGAGCUACAAGCGAGCGGAGGAAAGUGGACAGGAGGAGAAGGGAAGAGCAAGAACAGGACUCCAGAGCGAAAGACUCGCCGGUGAGGGAGGCGCAGGAAGCGAUGAAAGAGAUGUCUGCAAACACCGUGCUGGACAGCCAGCGUCAACAAAAGCAUUAUGGAAUCACCUCUCCAAUUAGCUUGGCAUGUCCAAAAGAAAUUGAUCAUAUUUACACACAGAAAUUAAUUGAUGCCAUGAAACCAUUUGGAGUAUUUGAAGAUGAGGAAGAAUUGAACCACAGGCUGGUUGUUCUUGGUAAACUGAACAAUUUAGUGAAAGAAUGGAUUUCUGAGGUCAGUGAGAGUAAGAAUCUCCCACCUUCUGUUGUGGCUACUGUUGGUGGAAAAAUUUUCACCUUUGGCUCCUAUAGGCUUGGAGUACACACCAAAGGAGCUGACAUUGAUGCACUUUGUGUUGCUCCAAGACAUGUGGAGAGAUCUGAUUUUUUUCAGUCUUUUUUUGAAAAAUUGAAACAUCAAGAUGGCAUUAGAAACUUAAGAGCUGUAGAAGAUGCCUUUGUGCCUGUUAUAAAAUUUGAAUUUGAUGGAAUUGAAAUUGAUCUAGUCUUUGCAAGACUGUCAAUACAAACCAUAUCAGAUAAUUUAGAUCUAAGAGACGACUCUCGACUGAGAAGCCUUGAUAUAAGGUGUAUUCGCAGCCUAAAUGGGUGUAGAGUUACUGAUGAAAUUUUGCAUUUAGUGCCAAAUAAAGAAACUUUCAGACUCACCCUAAGAGCAGUCAAACUAUGGGCAAAACGACGUGGUAUUUAUUCCAACAUGUUGGGAUUCCUUGGUGGUGUCUCCUGGGCAAUGCUAGUUGCAAGAACUUGCCAAUUAUAUCCAAAUGCAGCAGCUUCCACUUUAGUUCAUAAGUUCUUCUUAGUUUUUUCCAAGUGGGAAUGGCCAAAUCCUGUGCUGCUAAAGCAACCGGAAGAAAGCAAUUUGAACUUGCCAGUUUGGGAUCCUCGGGUAAAUCCAUCAGAUAGGUAUCAUCUCAUGCCCAUAAUCACCCCUGCCUACCCACAACAGAAUUCUACGUAUAAUGUGUCCACAUCAACUCGAACAGUAAUGGUAGAAGAAUUUAAACAAGGUCUCGCAGUCACAGAUGAAAUUCUUCAAGGGAAAUCAGAUUGGUCCAAACUCCUUGAGCCACCAAAUUUUUUCCAAAAGUAUAGACAUUAUAUAGUAUUGACUGCCAGUGCAUCAACAGAAGAAAAUCAUCUAGAGUGGGUUGGAUUAGUAGAAUCUAAAAUACGUGUACUUGUUGGAAAUUUGGAACGGAAUGAAUUUAUUACUCUUGCCCAUGUAAAUCCCCAAUCAUUCCCAGGAAAUAAGGAACAUCAUAAAGACAACAAUUACGUAUCAAUGUGGUUCCUUGGAAUAAUUUUUCGGAGAGUAGAAAAUGCAGAAAGUGUUAAUAUAGACUUGACAUAUGAUAUACAGUCAUUUACUGAUACAGUGUACAGACAGGCAAACAAUAUAAACAUGCUAAAGGAGGGAAUGAAAAUUGAAGCAACUCAUGUUAAAAAAAAACAACUUCAUCACUACCUUCCCGCAGAGAUACUUCAGAAGAAGAAAAAGCAGAGUCUUUCUGAUGUCAGUCGAAGUUCAAGUGGACCUCAAUCCAAAAGAUCAUCUCUGGAUAGCAAUUGUUUGGAUAGCUCCAGAGACACUGAUAAUGGAACACCUUUUAAUUCCCCAGUGUCUACAAACAAGCCUUCCAAGCCUGAUAUUCCUCCUUCAGCAGAGACAGAAAGGAAUAAUGCUGAGCCUGCUGCUGUAGUUGUGGAAAAGCCACUGACUGUCCCGCCAGCUCAAGGGCUGUCUAUUCCCGUCAUUGGUGCAAAAGUUGACUCUGCAGUAAAAGCUGUAUCACCUCCAGCUGUGUGUACCAUUCCUACGGUAGUAGGACGAAAUGUCAUUCCUAGAAUCACAACACCCCACAGCCCUGCCCAGGGGCAGCCACAUCUAAAUGGAAUGUCAAAUAUAACUAAGAAUGUUACCCCCAAAAGAUCCCACUCCCCAUCCAUAGAUGGGUCUUCUAAGAGGUUGAAAGACAUAGAAAAGUUUAUUCGACUUGAAUCACCGUUUAAGGAAUCACGUGCUGCUGAAGACAGAAAAAGAAAAUCAGUGGAUGCCAUUGGAGGAGAAUGUAUGCCUAUUCCAACUAUUGAUACAUCACGCAAAAAGAGACUGCCCAGUAAAGAACUACCAGAUUCAUCAUCUCCAGUUCCAGCAAAUAACAUCCGUGUCAUCAAAAAUUCCAUUCGACUCACCCUAAAUCGAUGCUGUAGCAUUCUCUCAUUGAUUGCUACAUACAGUUCUCUGAGGAUCACCUGCUAUCAAAUUAUCAUCUACAAUAUUAUGGCUUUGCGUUGGAGGUUUUACUGCCUUAACUUUCGAUGCUUGUUUCUCUGUUGUGGGAACCAGUUCUUGGCUCUCUGGACACUGAUAAAACAAGUCCUGAACACCGCCCCCCUCUUUUUUUUAAGUCUUAUGUUGUAAUCAUUGUAUAGAACUAAAAAAGUUGAAAACAAAAAAAAACAAAACAAAAAAUGUAAUUUUCCAAAUGUUAACACAUUUACUUUAUCAUUGAAGCCACUUUGUGAAACCUGAGAUAAAUGAAUGUGAGGUAUCUUCUCUGCUUUCCUCAUUUGUGUAGAUGUACUUAUUGUCUGUUCUGUUGAUUUAAAUUAUUUUUUCUCAGAUUGGCACACGGAAUAUUUAAAUUUUUAUUGUGCCUUUCUAUCCAAAUGUUGCAUAGUUACCAGGGAGGAUUAGUCCAGUGAUUACAUAAGAGUUGGGCACCAUAAAUUCUCUAUAUUUUGCCUCCCAUGGAGGCCUUUGAAAUGCAUCUUUAUUAAGAAUCAAAAUAUGACCAGGAUACUGAAAGUCAGUAUAUGAACGGUGAAAUUGUUACAUAUCCUAUCUCACGCCAUUUCUUGUUAGUUGACUGGUAUUUUUUACUGAGGAGCAACUCAUUCCGGCAUCAACAGUAAGAUGCCUUUAAGUAUGGCAAACUUGUAUUUUUGAAGUGUACGAUUAACUUGGCAUGAUACUUCCUGACCAUUACUUACCGCCACAACUUCAAACAGUUCCUCCGUGGACUAGGCAUGCAGAAAUGAGCAGUGGAUUUUAUUGAAACCUAAAGGCAUUUUUGAAUGACAUUGUUACCAACCAUUAAUUGGCUCAGGACCUUUGUAAUUUUUAUUUAAAUAUAUGAGUUGUCUUUUUUUACACUGCUUUUUUCAGUGCAUUUCUUAAUAUUUUUUAAGUUUCAUGAACGCAUGCUCCAUUUAUUAAAAUCCAUAACCAUGUAAUUCUUCUUGUAAUAUGUUGAUUCAGUGUUUUGUAAAUGAAGUCGUAUGUAUUUUCAGAGUAUUUUUGUAUGUACUGUAAGAUACCAUCUUUUCAAAGAGAAAACUUUAAAACCUUUA
Molecule: messenger RNA, 3594 nt
Organism: Delphinapterus leucas (beluga whale)
Lineage: Eukaryota; Metazoa; Chordata; Mammalia; Artiodactyla; Monodontidae
Gene: PAPOLG
Product: poly(A) polymerase gamma
Biological process (GO): RNA 3'-end processing
Cellular component (GO): nucleus
Molecular function (GO): RNA binding; poly(A) RNA polymerase activity
Source: RefSeq, a predicted model, not a curated record